AUGGAAAACUUCCAGUACAGUGUCCAGCUGAGCGAUCAGGACUGGGCUGAAUUCUCUGCCACAGCUGAUGAGUGUGGUCUCCCACAGGCUGGCCUGGCCUCUGGGGAUGAACUCUUGUCCAGUGACAUUGACCAAGAAGACAGCAGUGGUCCUCCUGGGCAGCCGGCUCUGGGCGGGCGGGGCUUGCUAGGCUGUGAGGAGGAAGAUGUGGCUGCCCAGCAGCUGGUCAGCAGGUCUCAGUGUGAACCUCUCUUGGCUCUGGGAGCUGGUGAGCAGACAUCCAGCACGUCCGCACUAUCUCUUGGCUCUAGUGCCACCGCUCCUUCCUCAGCCCUGUUGGUGCCAGUGUCUUGUGGGGAUGAGAGGCAGAGGCUACUGCAGGGCCCUGCCCCUAGCCUCCCUGGGAUGUCCUCAUGGAGUCCCAGGUCUCCUGGCCACAAUGCCAUACUCCAGGACCCCCUGAACAAUCCUGGAACCGUGCCUCGAAGCUCCAGUGGAAAGAAGAGGAGAGCCAUGGGUGCUAAGGCGGGUGGGCAUUCAGGAGCCCCAGGCCCUGCCCCUGCCCAGCUGGGCUCCCUACUGCUCACAGCACAGCCAGAGGAGGGUCUUGGCCUGGCUGGGCCCAGGGGCAAGAGUCUGGAAGCUGGGGAGGUUGAUUCAGACGAGGUUGUGUCCAUAUCAGCUCCCAAAGCAGAUGCUGCUGCCCUAUCCCAAUCUAUUGUCCCCCAGGCUGAGCCUCAUGUGGUGGAGAUGAAGACUGGAGUGAUCCCCAGAGCAAAGCCCUUAGCAGGUGUCCCUGGACACUUCUCAGGGGAGCACCGAGUGUACCCCAUUCACACCCCCAAGAAGAAGAAAGUACGAUUCUCCAUGGCUGGGCCCAGCCCUGAGAAGCCAGCAUCAGUGGUGGCCCUGGGCCCCCCAUCGCCAUCUACCACUUGGCCUUCAUCUCCCCGGACAGAACCUGGGGGCCAUGAGGAGCCUAGAACCUGGGAUGCUGUGGCCAUCGGGCCCCGACCCCCCAAGCCUCGCAUCCUCAAGCAUCUCCCCCCUCCAGCCCCCUCUGCCUUGAGGGCACCAGGGCCCAGGAGCCAAUUUGCAGUGACCCUCCCAGAGGCCUAUGAGUUCUUUUUCUGUGACACCAUUGAUGAGGAGGAGGAGGAAGAUGCUGAGGAGGUGGCAUUAACCAGCCAGGCUCUGGCUGAAGUCCAGUGGCCAGACAUAUGCGAGUUCUUCUUCCAGGAUUGCCAAGCUCAGAGGCCAAGUCCCUGGGGAUGCUGCUCCCUAGCCCCACUCCCCAGGGCUGAGGCUGUGCUAACCCCUCCGCCUGAAGACCCUGUGCCCAUCUCCAUCCCUGAGGCCUAUGAACACUUCUUCAGGGAGGACAGGCCUGGGAGGGGCCUGGGGCCAUCCUCCCUGGGAGCAGGGCCUGGCCCUGCCAGAGCAGAGCAGCUUGGCUUGAUGGUCAGGCAGCCAGGAGAACUCUGGGGCCCCCUCACCUCGUUCACCUUCAGCCAGAAUGACAUGUGCCUGGUGUUUGUAGCCUUUGCCACCUGGGCUGUGAGGACAUCAGACUUGCACUCCCCAGACGCCUGGAAAACAGUCUUGCUGGCCAACAUUGGCACCAUCUCGGCCAUCCGCCAUUUCCGCCGGCAGGUGGGGCAAGGGCGCUGCAAUCCCAGCCCCAGCCGCAGCACCAGCUCCUAG
Molecule: messenger RNA, 1704 nt
Organism: Otolemur garnettii (small-eared galago)
Lineage: Eukaryota; Metazoa; Chordata; Mammalia; Primates; Galagidae
Gene: PERM1
Product: PPARGC1 and ESRR induced regulator, muscle 1
Exons: 4
Coding region: 1-1704 (567 amino acids)
Biological process (GO): regulation of DNA-templated transcription; response to muscle activity
Cellular component (GO): cytoplasm; nucleus
Source: RefSeq, a predicted model, not a curated record